GGAGCCUGGGAGGGGCUCCUUAAAGAAACGCUGCCGUCGCUUGGCAUUGUGGCCGGCGAGGAACUCGAGGGGGGGAAGCCAUCGGAGCUCCUCUCGCUAUCCUCUGCCCACCCCCCCACCCCACCCCCAGCCGGAAAAAAAAAAAGGAAAAGAACCCCCUUAAAAACCUCGGGGGGGGAUUCGGGGGGGGGGUUCCUAAGAACAUCUUAUAAACCGGAUUGCACUGAGAGGAAGAAAAACAAACAAAAAAAAAAAGCAAAAAAGAUACAAAAUAUACAAGCAAAAGGCAACAACUCCCCGGUCUCCAGCAGUCGCCCACCCUCCCUUCUCUCCUCUCCUGCUGGCCAUCUGCCUUGGGUUUUCCUUUGUGUCUGAUCUUUUACUACUGAGCCGAGUGCAGGAGGAGGGUGCAACACACACAGGGACUAUGCCCAGCUCGCUUUUUGCAGACAUGGAGAGGAACGGGAGCGGCGGCGGCGGCGGCGGCGGUGGUGGUGGCGGGGGAGAGACCCUGGAUGACCAAAGAGCCCUUCAGAUCGCCCUGGAUCAGCUCUCCCUGCUGGGGCUGGACAACGACGAGACGGGCUCCAUUUACGACAGCGAGCCUCGGAAAAAGAGCGUGAACAUGACUGAAUGCGUCCCGGUGCCCAGCUCGGAGCAUGUCGCGGAGAUAGUGGGGAGACAAGGUUGCAAAAUCAAAGCUCUGCGGGCAAAGACCAACACCUACAUCAAGACCCCGGUCCGCGGGGAGGAGCCGCUCUUUGUUGUGACGGGCAGAAAGGAAGAUGUGGCCAUGGCCCGCAGGGAGAUCAUCUCGGCGGCCGAGCACUUCUCCAUGAUCCGAGCCUCGCGGAACAAGAACACGGCCCUGAACGGCACCGUUCCCGGCCCCCCAAAUCUGCCUGGCCAAACCACCAUCCAGGUGCGGGUGCCUUAUCGCGUGGUGGGCUUGGUCGUGGGGCCCAAGGGGGCCACCAUCAAACGCAUCCAGCAGCAGACGCACACCUACAUCGUGACCCCGAGCCGGGACAAGGAGCCGGUCUUCGAGGUGACGGGCAUGCCCGAGAACGUGGACCGGGCCCGGGAGGAGAUCGAGGCGCACAUCGCCAUGCGCACCGGCGGCAUCAUCGAGCUGACGGACGAGAACGACUUCCACGCCAACGGCACAGACGUGGGCUUCGAGCUGAACGGCACGGGCAGCCUCUGGAGCAAGCCCACGCCGCCUAGCAUCACUCCCACCCCGGGCCGCAAACCCUUCUGCAACUACCGCAACGACAGCUCCAGCUCGCUGGGCAGCGCCUCCACCGACUCCUACUUCGGGGGCGGCACGGGGGGGGGCGGCGGCGCCCGCCUGGCCGACUACAGCCCCCCGAGCCCGGCGCUCAGCUUCACCCACAACGGCAACAACAACAACAACAGCGCCAACGGCUACGCGUACGGCGGCGGCGGCGAGGCCCUCUCCUCCCCGGACUGCUGCUCCGACCUGCCCUUCGACUCGCCGCCCGGCUUCGACCUGGCGCCCGCCCCGCCGCCGGGGGCCGCCCUCCUCUGGCCGCAGUUCGAGCGCGGCCCCGCCGCGCCGCCCGCGCCCGCCGCCGCCGCCUUCCCGGGCGCCGCGCCCGCCAAUGCCAACCUGGCGCUGCUGGUGAGCGGCCCCCGGCGCGGCGGCGCCCCGCCCCCGGCGCGGCUCUCCCCGCCCCUGCACGGCAGCGCGGCCGGGCCCGAGCACCCGCUGGCGCGGCGGGUGCGCAGCGACCCCGGCGGGCGGCUGCUGGCCGGCUCCUACCCGCUGUACGCCAACGGGCUGGGCGCGCACCUGCCCGGGCUGCCCUCCGACUCCUCGGCCUCCUCCUCCUCCUCCUCCAGCUCCUCGUCCAGCUCCUCCUGCUCCUCCUCCGGCGUGCGGCGGAAGGGCAGCCGCGACUGCUCGGUCUGCUUCGAGAGCGAGGUGAUCGCGGCGCUGGUGCCCUGCGGCCACAACCUCUUCUGCAUGGAGUGCGCCAACCGCAUCUGCGAGAAGACGGAGCCGCAGUGCCCCGUCUGCCAUAGCGCCGUCACCCAGGCCAUCCGCAUCUUCUCCUGAGGGCCGGGGCCGGGCCGGUGGCCCCGGGGCCAGCGCUGGC
This is a messenger RNA of Colius striatus (speckled mousebird), 2123 nucleotides long. RefSeq names its product mex-3 RNA binding family member B (gene MEX3B). Bases 428 to 2083 code for a protein of 551 amino acids. The record is from RefSeq and is a predicted model, not a curated record. NCBI's taxonomy places the organism in Eukaryota, Metazoa, Chordata, Aves, Coliiformes, Coliidae. The transcript is spliced from 2 exons. Gene Ontology annotation, molecular function: RNA binding.